Messenger RNA from Piliocolobus tephrosceles (Ugandan red Colobus), 4052 nucleotides. RefSeq names its product solute carrier family 20 member 2 (gene SLC20A2). Gene Ontology annotation, molecular function: phosphate transmembrane transporter activity. Gene Ontology annotation, biological process: phosphate ion transmembrane transport. Gene Ontology annotation, cellular component: membrane. The transcript has 11 exons. Lineage: Eukaryota; Metazoa; Chordata; Mammalia; Primates; Cercopithecidae. The record is from RefSeq and is a predicted model, not a curated record. Bases 767 to 2725 code for a protein of 652 amino acids.
GCGACCCCCGCCCGGGCUGCGCGCGCCGCUCCCCGCAAGCCCCCGGCCCGGACUCCCGGGCUCCCGCGGGUGGGGGCCGGGCUGGCGGGCGCCGGCGGGGCUAGAGGCGGCGGCGGGUUGCGUGCCCCCCGCCUGCUGGCCCACGUGGACCUGGCCGUCGCUUGCCGUGCGGCGCCUUUGCGAAAACUCGACGGAAGUGUCAGGGACCCGGCAUUACCUGCGAAUGCCCGGCGCCUCCUGCUCCGCUGUGCGCGCGUGGGGCGGGACUCGGCGGGGGAGGGGUCGUGUAUGUUGUCCCACCUGGCGCGAUGAAGCUGGGCAGCGCAGAGGAUUUCUUUUUUGGUCUUGAGGGCAUAGAGUCCCUUUUCAUAUUCACGUGUACUCUUAAGAAAGCGUCUGUUAUCCAAACUGGCUUUCCAUUUUCCCCGUCCUAAAUGGUGCGUGGCUGACACCGUAGUGUUUUCAAAACUGGAUUUGGCCAGGAUGCUAUAGCAUUGUCAGUGAGGAGACAUCACAGCUUUCCCAGAUCGGGAAGAAAAAUAUGGAAUGUGUUUUACCGCUGACUGAACACAACCAAAUGAACUGUCCUGACAGUAGUUUGCAAACCAGCAGCUAGCAGUUUGUCCAGCCUCUAACAUUGUCCAGCACUUUCCAGAGCAAACUCACUGUUUACAGGAACUCUUGGCCUUACGAAGUUUAUAACCUCAAGCUUUGUUUAUUUAAAAUAUUCCUGCAAAAGAAAAGUACCCGGCACCCACUUUCCAAAAUGGCCAUGGAUGAGUAUUUGUGGAUGGUCAUUUUGGGUUUCAUCAUAGCUUUCAUCUUGGCCUUUUCUGUUGGUGCAAAUGAUGUUGCCAACUCCUUUGGUACGGCCGUGGGCUCUGGUGUGGUGACCUUGAGGCAGGCGUGCAUUUUAGCUUCAAUAUUUGAAACCACCGGCUCCGUAUUACUAGGAGCCAAAGUAGGAGAAACCAUUCGCAAAGGUAUCAUUGACGUGAACCUGUACAACGAGACGGUGGAGACGCUCAUGGCUGGGGAAGUUAGUGCCAUGGUUGGUUCCGCUGUGUGGCAGCUGAUCGCUUCCUUCCUGAGGCUUCCAAUCUCAGGAACGCACUGCAUUGUGGGUUCUACUAUAGGAUUCUCACUGGUCGCAAUCGGUACCAAAGGUGUGCAGUGGAUGGAGCUUGUCAAGAUUGUUGCUUCUUGGUUUAUAUCUCCACUGUUGUCUGGUUUCAUGUCUGGGCUGCUGUUUGUACUCAUCAGAAUUUUCAUCUUAAAAAAGGAAGACCCUGUUCCCAACGGUCUCCGGGCACUCCCAGUAUUCUAUGCUGCUACCAUAGCAAUCAAUGUCUUUUCCAUCAUGUACACAGGAGCACCAGUGCUCGGCCUGGUUCUCCCCAUGUGGGCCAUAGCCCUCAUUUCCUUUGGUGUCGCCCUCCUGUUCGCUUUCUUUGUGUGGCUCUUCGUAUGUCCGUGGAUGCGGAGGAAAAUAACAGACAAAUUACAAAAAGAAGGUGCUUUAUCACGAGUAUCUGAUGAAAGCCUCAGUAAAGUUCAGGAAGCAGAGUCCCCAGUAUUUAAAGAGCUACCAGGUGCCAAGGCGAAUGAUGACAGCACCAUCCCGCUCACGGGAGCAGCAGGGGAGACGUCCGGGACCUCAGAAGGCACCUCUGCGGGCAGCCACCCUCGGGCUGCAUACGGAAGGACCCUGUCCAUGACCCAUGGCUCUGUGAAAUCGCCCGUCUCCAACGGCACCUUCGGCUUCGACGGCCACACCAGGAGCGACGGUCAUGUGUACCACACCGUGCACAAAGACUCGGGGCUCUACAAAGACCUGCUGCACAAAAUCCACAUCGACAGGGGCCCCGAGGAGAAGCCGGCCCAGGAAAGCAACUACAGGCUGCUGCGCCGUAACAACAGUUACACCUGCUACACCGCAGCCAUCUGCGGGCUGCCAGUGCACGCCACCUUCCGAGCCGCGGACUCAUCGGCCCCAGAGGACAGCGAGAAGCUGGUGGGCGACACCGUGUCCUACUCCAAGAAGAGGCUGCGCUACGACAGCUACUCAAGCUACUGCAACGCGGUGGCAGAGGCGGAGAUCGAGGCGGAGGAGGGCGGCGUGGAGAUGAAGCUGGCGUCAGAGCUGGCCGAUCCUGACCAGCCACGAGAGGACCCUGCGGAGGAGGAGAAGGAGGAGAAGGACGCGCCCGAGGUGCAUCUCCUGUUCCAUUUCCUGCAGGUCCUCACCGCCUGUUUCGGGUCGUUUGCUCACGGCGGCAAUGACGUGAGUAAUGCCAUCGGUCCCCUGGUAGCCUUGUGGCUGAUUUACAAACAAGGCGGAGUAAUGCAAGAAGCAGCUACACCCGUCUGGCUGCUGUUUUAUGGAGGAGUUGGAAUCUGCACAGGCCUCUGGGUCUGGGGGAGAAGAGUGAUUCAGACCAUGGGGAAAGACCUCACUCCUAUCACGCCGUCCAGCGGCUUCACGAUCGAGCUGGCCUCAGCCUUCACGGUGGUGAUCGCCUCCAACAUUGGGCUUCCAGUCAGCACCACACACUGCAAGGUGGGCUCAGUGGUGGCCGUGGGCUGGAUCCGCUCCCGCAAGGCUGUGGACUGGCGCCUUUUUCGGAACAUCUUCGUGGCCUGGUUCGUGACGGUCCCUGUGGCUGGGCUGUUCAGCGCUGCUGUCAUGGCUCUUCUCAUGUAUGGGAUCCUUCCAUAUGUGUGAUUUGUCUUCUUCCAGCUGCAAACAGCUAAAGGGAUGGUCUGGUGUGGGCGUGUGGGAAACACGUGCCCUCGUGCCACACAUACACAUCCUGGCCUUGCACGGCUCUCAUGACCAGCUCUCCACCUCCCUUCCAGGAGGCUCCAUCCCACACUGUUCACCUGGGCUGCGGAGACUCACCUUCUCGAGCUAACUUAACUACUGUACAUAAUAAUAUGUAUUAAACUGGUAUCGUGGUGAUAUAAUGUGGUGCAGUUACUUAUAUAUUAAAUAUCUAUUGUAUCCAUAGAAUAGGCAGCGCUAUUUCAAACAUAUUCAAGUUGGAAGUGGAAAUCAUUGCCUAGAAGUCAAUAUUCAGCAAAUCUUGUACAUAACUAUUUUGAUGGCAAAUGUUAAGCCUUUUAAAAGGAAAGAGUAGAUUGGAAAAUGAUUUUUUUCCAAAUGAUGUUUUUCCCUUCUAAUAUACUAUAAGGUGAUGAGCUUCAGGACAGGCGACACGACCCUACAGAGGCCGCGUGCUGUGGGAUGCCAGCGGGAUGGGAGCUCACAAGUGCUUUCACUGAAGAUUUGUUCAUAUACUGUGUAUUGAUUUUUGUGUAAUGUAUCAUCAUUGCUUUUGUAAAUACGUAAAACUGUAAUUUUUUAAUGAUGUGCUUCCCUUAUACUUUUUUGAUCAGAGAAUUUUGGAAAGUACCAAAGAAGCAGGGGAAUCGUUGGCCAGUGUUACAUUUUCACAUUGUCUGUCUCCCACCCUCACUGAUCAUGCCUGCCCUGGAGCAGCAUGUGGCGGUGACACCGUCACCCAGCAUGCGCCACGCCGUGGCUCCCACCAGCAGUGCCACCGCUGCCGCCACACCCCAGAUCCCGCCCGCCCUGCAGUGGCCUUCCCUUGUCAUCAGAGUAGAGAAUGCACAGGUGUUGGUGAGGGCGUGCGGCUGAGCACUACAUGUCAAGUCCAGGGUCAGUUUUCAUCCCAAUUCUCCCCACAGCCCGAAGAAUGGAUCCUUGUCUCAAAUGUCAGCACAAAGGAGGCUUUUUCUGUGCUUUGACAUUCUAGCAGUUCAGGGAUGGGAGGGAGGGGAAAUCCUGGAUGCUGGAUGGAGUAUUUCUCUGAGGCCUACACAAAGCUGGACAUCCCCAGGCUCUACUCUAGCCCAUUGGAGUCUCUUCUUUUUUGACAGCGGGAGGGAGGACGUACGACUAAUGUUGGAGCCUGAAACUUUGGAAAUGCUGCUAAAAUUUUUAUAUUGACAAACAUUUUCUUGGUACUUCAUUGUGAUUUUUCAUUAAUCAACCAUAUUAAAUUUAUAAUAAAAAAUGCCCCUCGGAA